AUGCCCCCGAGUUUGGUCGAAGAAAACCACGGUCGCUACAAGGUUUGGCUCGGGAACCUUGGGGCACUUCAGCAAGGCCAUGGCUCCUUGGACUUCCGCCUUCGAGAAUCAAGUGUCAUGCAGGCGAACGUCAUCAAGCUCCUAGACCAGCUUCGAAGCAACCUAGAUGAGAGCGUGGCUGUUGUAUCAGGAUCGAGACUACCUUUCGAACUGCAAACUCAACCAAGCGAUUCUGACGACGAUGACGAGGAUUCGGAAACUUCCAGUGAGGAUUCCGAAGAUGAGCCUGCUGCUACCAGAUCGGAGCUGCGGCAGCGUUUGACAAGCAUCAACGGCAUCAUAGCAGACCUGUAUAAGCUCUCUUUCAAGAUACGAAGCACUACAACAAGAUCAAAGACGAGAAAAGCUGCAACAUAUAUCGAGGUAGAUCCAGAGACUGGCGUGGAGCUGUUCUCCCAAUACGCGGCCUAUGAUUCUCUUUACGUCACCGAGUUCCUACACAGCCUUCAGAAGUCCAGCUCUGGCGAUGAAGUCGAGUCUUCUUUUCUAAUAGAUCGACUGAGUCAAGCCAUUACUAGGCGGCGUAAGCAAUUUAGAUAUUGGAAAAGGCAUGGAAGCAAGCUUGCUACGGCUCACGCACCCUUCGAAUCCCACCACGAUGAAGAAACUCAGUCAGCGCGGCAACGGCAAUCUCAACCACCAGAAGCUAGCGGGAAGGCACUCCGCGACAGACUCAUCAGACUUGAUGCCACGCCUAGCGUUCUUUCGAGGUCCAUUUUCUCUGGGACCGAGGCGACUAUGUAUGACAAGAAGCUCGACGAUCUGCUGGAGACUCAAUCUGUUGUUUCCUACGUUACCACAGCGUACAAUGUUGAUGGGAAAGGAGUUGAUCUACCACCACCACCGCCGGGAGCAGCUUCCGGAUCUGGAUUCGUUUGUCCGUACUGUAUGGUCCUCUGCCCUCCCAGGCACGGGACGGGGCGAUCAUGGAGGGCUCAUAUCAUCCAAGACAUACAGCCAUAUAUGUGCACUUAUCCGGACUGUGCGGAGUCUAAUACUAUGUACAAUAGCCGACGCCAAUGGCUUGAACACGAAGGAUCCGCGCACCGGAAAGUCUGGCAAUGUUUCGAACAUUCCGGCGCAGUUUUUGGAUCAGCUGACGGUUUUCGAAACCACCUCAGGUCGCAACAUCCGGAAGAUAUGACGGACGAGCAGAUAUCUGACGUAAUAGAAGUUGCAGAGACCUAUCUGAUAGACGAGCGGAAGAAAUGUCCAUUCUGCUUGGUGGAGCUCCCAUCGAAUGAGAGCAUGCAAACUCACUUGGCCUAUCAUCUGGAAGCGAUCGCCUGCUUUUCGUUGCCGAGGUGUGGUACCGGAGAUGAGGAGUCGCAGGCUAGCAGUAAUGCGCCGCAAGCGCGCAGUCUUGGAUCGCAAGAUUCUGGGUCAAAAGGAUCUCUA
Molecule: messenger RNA, 1458 nt
Organism: Mytilinidion resinicola
Lineage: Eukaryota; Fungi; Ascomycota; Dothideomycetes; Mytilinidiales; Mytilinidiaceae
Exons: 2
Source: RefSeq, a predicted model, not a curated record